AUGCUUAGAACUGCUAGAUCAUUACCUACUCUAAGAGUGCUAGAAUCAACCAUAUCGAAGGAUAUUCAACAGCAAACUAAAAACUUCUCCACUAUAUCGUCAAAAUAUAACUUGGUUGUUCCAAAUAUCCCUGAUCAUCAAUUAAGAACAAAAUAUCAAACAUUGAAUAGAUCUGUUCAUCAAAGUUCCAAAAAUAAUGCUACAACUUUAUUUUCAAAUAAGAAUUCAGAAUUCUCUGUUAUGAGUUUAAACAGUUUGAAAAAUGAAUGUCGUAAACGUGGUUUAAAAAUUUCUGGAAAGAAAGCUGAAUUAGUUUCAAGAAUAACAACUCAUGAAAAAACAUUUGCCACUCAACAAGUUGGUUCAAUUUCCACAAAAGCUUCUUCUAAAAUCCCACCAAAAGAAGCAACAAAGAAAUCAUUAGUUAAUAAACUUUCCAAAACUUUUUCCACAACAACAACUAAAAAUGCAAAAGGUGAUGAUUCCACAAUUGAUUUCAUCAAACCUGUUGAUAUUUCCCAACCAAAAUUAGUUGAAGAUGAUUAUAUCGUCCAAAUUCCUUCAUUAUCUUCAGAAGCUUCAGCUACUCCAGUGACAAAAUUAGAAAAACAAUUGAAUCAAUCAUCAACAAGUGACCCAAAUGCUAAAAUUGUUUCAAAAGCUGAAGGUUCAGAUUCAAAAAUCUUUGAACAAAGUUCAAUUAAUAAAAUUGAAGAACAAAAUGAAGAAGCUUUGAAAACUGAUGCUUCUAAAAUAGUUCAAGAACCAGCUUUUGUUGAUGAACCUUAUAAAUAUGAAGAAGGUGAAGUUUCAAGUAAGGAUAAAAGUUUCUUUGCUGGUGCCUUGGCUGUUGUUGCUGGUUGGUGGGUUUUAAAGCCAAAAUCUGAAAAGAAACAUUGA
Messenger RNA from Hansenula anomala, 900 nucleotides. RefSeq names its product Aim34p (gene AIM34). Lineage: Eukaryota; Fungi; Ascomycota; Saccharomycetes; Phaffomycetales; Wickerhamomycetaceae. Bases 1 to 900 code for a protein of 299 amino acids. The transcript has a single exon. The record is from RefSeq and is a predicted model, not a curated record.